Molecule: messenger RNA, 1185 nt
Organism: Trichoplax adhaerens
Lineage: Eukaryota; Metazoa; Placozoa; Uniplacotomia; Trichoplacea; Trichoplacidae
Exons: 7
Coding region: 1-1185 (394 amino acids)
Biological process (GO): lipid metabolic process
Molecular function (GO): hydrolase activity, acting on ester bonds
Source: RefSeq, a predicted model, not a curated record
AUGAUCUACUGUUUAAUCACACUUUUUAUCACUUUUACAUCAACGUUGGCACAAGCCGAUCCAGAAGUCAACAUGAAUGUGAGUCAAAUAAUUCGAUAUAAUGGCUACAAGGUUGAAGAGUACAAGGUUAUUACAAAGGAUGGUUUUGUUUUAGGUAUACAAAGAAUUCCGUCUGGUAAACAUGAAUCAGCUCUCAAUAAAACUGCUAAACCUGUAGUUUUCCUUCAGCAUGGUCUACUUGGUUCUAGCUUUAAUUGGGUAGCAAAUUUGCCGAACCAAAGUUUAGCCUUUAUUAUGGCUGACGCAGGAUUUGAUGUAUGGCUAGGAAAUGUACGUGGUAAUAUCUAUUCUCGUCAUCACGUCUUUCUGAAACCUUCCCAAGAGGAAUUUUGGGCUUGGAGCUAUGACGAGAUGGCAAAAUAUGAUUUGCCCGCCAUGAUUGAAUUUGCGCUAAGAACUACACAUCAAUCGCAACUUUAUUAUGUCGGCUUCUCGCAAGGAACAAUGAUUGCAUUUGCUUCCUUUUCUUCUAAUCAUAUAUUGGCUAGUAAAAUUAAAUAUUUCGCAGCAUUAGCUCCGGUAGCUAACGUAGGCUCUAUCAAAAGUCCCAUCAGAUAUCUUUCUUAUUUCGCUUAUGAUUUUCAGCUGAUAUCCCAUUUAUUAGGUUAUUACGAAUUUUUGCCGGGUAAAUCUAUCCUUCAGUGGUUGGCUAGUUAUCUGUGUCGCGGCAAAUUGGAUCCAUAUUGCAGUAAUAUCUUAUUCAUCAUUGCGGGAUAUGAUGAUCAUAAUGGAAUCAACAAGACUAGACUUCCCAUAUACCUAUCUCAUACACCGGCUGGAACGUCUGUAAGGAACAUGGUCCAUUUUGCUCAAGGAGUUUUAAGCCAUCGUUUUCAAAUGUUUGACUACGGAAAUCCGAGCGAUAAUCUUAAAUACUACGGACAGCCUAUGCCUCCGCAAUAUUCCAUUAAAACAAUGAACGUGCCAACUAUUUUGUGUUCUGGUAGACGGGAUUGGCUAGCUGAUCCCCGAGAUGUUUCAUGGUUACAGUCAAGAAUACAGAAUUUGGUAUGCCAUGAUGUGACUGAAAGCUACGAUCACUUAGAUUUCAUAUGGGCUUCAGAUGCACUCAACGCAGUUUACAAAAAAAUGAUUAAAUAUUUCCUUCGAGAUUAUUAUAAUUGA